GGGACUCGAAGACGUCCCCGAGGGUGAGUUCUAUCCUUUCCCGCCCUGCCCAGCGCAAUCCCGCCCACUUUGCGCGCCCUCGACCGUGUUUGGCGCCCUGCCCGCUUGACGCUUUGUCGUGGGGUUGGACUUGGUGGUGCCCUGCGAUAUGCCCUGUCGAGCGUUUUCCCCCCUUCGGUGGGCCGCAUAUCCCACGCAAAUCCCACUACAGCCCAACAUACAUCGCACGCACUCUGCGCCGUGACGCCACAAUACCUCUAUUUCUCUACCUUUCUCUCUCUCUCUCUCUAUUCGCAACACCCGCGACUGACAUGGCUUUCUCCCUACAGGACAGAUCGAGUCCAACUAUGACGAGUCCGUCGACUCUUUCGAUGAGAUGAACCUCAAGGCCGAGCUUCUCCGAGGUGUCUACGCCUAUGGUUUCGAGCGCCCCUCUGCUAUCCAGCAGCGUGCGAUUAUGCCCGUUAUCAAGGGUCACGAUGUCAUCGCCCAGGCCCAGUCCGGUACUGGAAAGACUGCCACCUUCUCCAUUUCCGUUCUCCAGAAGAUCGACACCAAUGUGAAGCAAUGCCAGGCUCUGAUUCUCGCCCCCACCCGUGAGCUGGCUCAGCAGAUUCAGAAGGUCGUUGUCGCCAUUGGUGACUUCAUGAACAUUGAGUGCCACGCCUGCAUUGGUGGCACCAGUGUGCGCGAUGACAUGAAGGCUCUCCAGGACGGCCCCCAGGUCGUUGUCGGAACCCCCGGCCGUGUUCACGACAUGAUCCAGCGUCGCUUCCUCAAGACUGACGGCAUGAAGAUGUUCGUCCUCGACGAGGCCGAUGAGAUGCUUUCUCGUGGUUUCACCGAGCAGAUCUACGACAUCUUCCAGCUCCUUCCCCAGUCCACCCAGGUCGUCCUUCUGUCGGCUACCAUGCCCCAGGACGUUCUUGAGGUCACCACCAAGUUCAUGCGCGACCCCGUCCGUAUCCUGGUCAAGAAGGAUGAGCUUACCCUGGAGGGUAUUAAGCAGUUCUACAUCGCCGUUGAGAAGGAGGAGUGGAAGCUCGACACCCUCUCCGACUUGUACGAGACUGUCACCAUCACCCAGGCCGUCAUCUUCUGCAACACCCGCAGAAAGGUCGACUGGCUCACCGACAAGCUCACUGCCCGUGAUUUCACUGUCUCGGCCAUGCACGGUGACAUGGACCAGGCCCAGCGUGACCUGAUCAUGAAGGAGUUCCGAUCCGGCUCUUCCCGUGUCCUGAUCGCCACUGAUCUCCUGGCCCGUGGUAUCGAUGUCCAGCAGGUUUCCCUGGUCAUCAACUACGACCUUCCCGCCAACCGCGAGAACUACAUCCACCGAAUUGGUCGUGGUGGUCGUUUCGGCCGAAAGGGUGUCGCCAUCAACUUCGUCACCGCUGACGACGUCCGAAUGAUGCGUGAGAUUGAGCAGUUCUACAGCACUCAGAUCGAGGAGAUGCCCAUGAACGUCGCCGACCUCAUCUAAAAAAAGCAUCGUCUUCCAGAACCUUUUCCCGGAUUGCCCUGUUGAAACAACCCGAACCUGCAGGGCGGUCUGGCAUCCUUGGGAGUGUCUACGGAGAUUUCGAGGCAGUUGAUAGAUCUCGUUUUCUAGAGUGCCAUCUGGGACGGCGCUGCCGUCGGUCCGGAGGCGAUCGAGGGGAGGAGGUCAAAACUGGCUGCAUGACAAAGGCUCGGGAAGUCCUUUGCACCUAAUACCUGGAGGUGCGGUGGGCGACCAAAAGUAAUGCAAUGGUUUUUCACCCUGCUUUUGUCCUUGUUGUAUUUAGGUGUCGUUUUCAUGAUGAUUAUUUCCUUUACGACUAUGAUCCUACUCUCGAUAUGACUAGAUGAUUUGUGAUACUGUCCUAGACUGCAAGUGAACUGAACCAGCCUUUAUACCUCGCACUAGAAGU
Ilyonectria robusta is the source of this 1916-nucleotide messenger RNA. Its product is annotated as ATP-dependent RNA helicase eIF4A. The record is from RefSeq and is a predicted model, not a curated record. NCBI's taxonomy places the organism in Eukaryota, Fungi, Ascomycota, Sordariomycetes, Hypocreales, Nectriaceae. Gene Ontology annotation, molecular function: ATP binding; RNA binding; RNA helicase activity. Bases 377 to 1486 code for a protein of 369 amino acids. The transcript has 3 exons.